This is a messenger RNA of Neogale vison (American mink), 1702 nucleotides long. RefSeq names its product RNA polymerase III subunit F (gene POLR3F). The transcript is spliced from 10 exons. Gene Ontology annotation, cellular component: RNA polymerase III complex. Gene Ontology annotation, biological process: transcription by RNA polymerase III. Bases 117 to 1088 code for a protein of 323 amino acids. The record is from RefSeq and is a predicted model, not a curated record. NCBI's taxonomy places the organism in Eukaryota, Metazoa, Chordata, Mammalia, Carnivora, Mustelidae.
GGCCCCUUGCCCAAGCCCGGCACCGUUUUCCCCUUACUGCCCGAUUCCUUGGUUCCCCGACUGGCUGUGUGGCGACCCCGAGCUUCUCCCACCGAGGGGCCGGGAACUGGGGAGUCAUGGCUGAGGUGAAAGUGAAGGUGCAGCCGCCCGACGCGGAUCCGGUCGAAAUAGAAAACAGGAUUAUAGAAUUAUGUCACCAGUUUCCCCAUGGAAUCACAGACCAAGUAAUUCAGAAUGAAAUGCCUCAUAUAGAAGCCCAGCAGCGGGCCGUGGCCAUCAAUAGACUCCUGUCCAUGGGUCAGUUGGAUCUCUUAAGGAGCAAUACGGGACUACUGUAUAGAAUAAAGGAUUCUCAGAAUGCUGGCCCUGUCUCAUUCUUUUUAAGUAAAAUGAAAGGAUCAGAUAACCAAGAAAAACUAGUAUAUCAAAUCAUAGAAGAUGCAGGAAAUAAAGGAAUAUGGAGCAGAGAUAUCCGGUACAAAAGUAACUUGCCAUUAACAGAAAUUAACAAAAUUCUAAAGAAUUUGGAAAGUAAAAAGCUUAUCAAAGCUGUUAAGUCUGUGGCAGCCUCAAAAAAGAAAGUAUACAUGCUCUAUAACCUGCAACCGGACCGGUCUGUGACUGGUGGAGCCUGGUACAGUGAUCAGGAUUUUGAAUCAGAAUUUGUAGAGGUGCUUAACCAACAGUGUUUUAAAUUCCUACAAACCAAGGCAGAAACAGCACGAGAAAGCAAACAGAAUCCAAUGAUACAAAGAAAUAGUUCAUUUGCCUCAUCACAUGAAGUGUGGAAGUACAUCUGUGAACUGGGGAUCAGUAAGGUAGAGUUGUCCAUGGAGGACAUUGAAACGAUCUUAAAUACACUCAUUUAUGAUGGGAAAGUGGAGAUGACUAUCAUUGCUGCAAAAGAAGGCACAGUUGGCAGUGUAGACGGACACAUGAAACUGUACAGAGCAGUCAAUCCAAUCAUCCCACCCACGGGUUUGGUCCGGGCACCGUGUGGACUCUGCCCGGUUUUUGAUGACUGCCAUGAAGGUGGUGAGAUUUCACCAUCUAACUGUAUUUAUAUGACAGAGUGGCUCGAAUUUUAACAGAAUAGGAACUUUACUGACAUUUUGCAAAUGAAGUUACUUUGGGAGCAGAUAAUUUAACUCACGAUGGAACAUCAAAUUCCCUUGAAAGCAUACUUCACAAGAAUGGACAGACAUGCUGCUAUGCAAAAGUAUUUUUUUAAUCUAUGAAGACUAAAUUUAUAUUGGUAGAGUAGCCAACAGAAUAUGAAACAGGUAAGGUUAGUAGUGAAAUUCAUUCUUCAAUAAAUAUAAUACUUUGAACUUCCAGAAGACCACCUUCUGAAGCUUUCAAGACUUUUGAUGGUUCAUGGAAAAAGAAGCCAACAAAUCCAUAUUUGCCAUAUACUACAAUAAUGACUAAAGUUUAAAAAUGCCCAUUUUAAAGUUAUUUAUUAAGGUCUUCAUUGGAAAAUUUUAUCUGGUUCACUAUUGCCGUUUGUUUUCUCUUUUCUCAGUGGUUUCAUUGGGAAGGAAUCAAACGCAGUGAGGCAGGAAUAGCACUUAGAGGCAUGAUUGGGGGAGAGUGAGGGGCAUCCCUUUCUACACACUAUUCAUUCCUUUUUACAUCAGAAAUAUUCUUUGAGUGUUAUGCCUUUGUUCUUACCUCAAAUACAAAUGACUGUUGCCAGAGA